Molecule: messenger RNA, 1150 nt
Organism: Motacilla alba alba
Lineage: Eukaryota; Metazoa; Chordata; Aves; Passeriformes; Motacillidae
Gene: ESD
Product: esterase D
Exons: 9
Coding region: 158-1006 (282 amino acids)
Biological process (GO): formaldehyde catabolic process
Cellular component (GO): cytosol
Molecular function (GO): S-formylglutathione hydrolase activity
Source: RefSeq, a predicted model, not a curated record
GGCAGGGCUGGCUGUGGGGAAAGGGCCGUCCCGAGCCGGGCCCGGGCCUCGGCGGCGCUGCCGGGCCAUGGCGCUGAGGCGCUGCUGGGCGGGCGGCCCUCGGCCCCAGCCCCGCGGGGGACAGCGAUGAGCCCCGGGGGCUCUCCGAGUUAAAAUCAUGGCACUGAAACAGGUUUCCAGCAACAAAUGCUUUGAAGGUUUCCAGAAGGUGUUUGAACACGACAGUGCAGAGCUAAAAUGCAGAAUGAAAUUUGGAAUCUACUUGCCUCCAAAAGCAGAAACUGGGAAGUGUCCUGUGCUGUAUUGGCUCUCGGGGCUGACCUGCACAGAGCAGAAUUUUAUAACGAAAGCCGCAUUUCAACAAGCAGCUGCCGAGCACGGCCUUAUUGUGGUGGCACCAGACACGAGCCCACGUGGCUGCAAUAUUGAAGGAGAAGAUGAAAGCUGGGAUUUUGGCACCGGUGCUGGUUUUUAUGUGGAUGCCACUGAAGAUCCUUGGAAAACAAACUACAGGAUGUAUUCCUACAUAAAGGAUGAGCUGCCUAAACUAAUAAAUGCCAAUUUUCCGACUGACCCUGAACGGAUGUCUAUUUUUGGGCAUUCCAUGGGAGGUCAUGGAGCUCUUAUUCUUGCUCUAAAGAAUCCUGGGAAGUACAAAUCUGUGUCAGCAUUUGCUCCUAUCUGCAACCCGAUUCAGUGUCAGUGGGGGAAGAAAGCCCUUGGUGGAUAUCUGGGACCAGAUGCAAGCAAAUGGGAGGCCUAUGAUGCCACACAGCUUGUGAAGUCCUACUCGGGCGCUCGCCUCGACAUCCUGAUUGACCAAGGCAAAGAUGACCAGUUCCUGUCUGCAGGCCAGUUACUGCCUGACAACUUCAUCGCUGCCUGCACCGAGCGGAAAAUCCCUGUAGUCUUCAGACUGCAGCAGGGUUAUGAUCACAGCUAUUAUUUCAUUGCUUCAUUUAUUAAUGACCACAUCAAACACCAUGCAAAAUACCUCAAUGCUUGAACCAUUUGGAUGUGAGUGCUGCCUGGACAAUAUGAAUCAAGAGAGAGUGGUGAAGUAAACAAAAAUCAUUUGCUGAAGUAAUGUUUGUAAAAUGGAGCUCUUCUGAUUGACUUCUAAGAAAAAUAAAAGUCCCACUUAAUUUGA